AUGUUGCUCGUUUUGAUGUUCGUGCCGCUAGUGCUGCUGUUAUUGUUUCUCGUUUUGCCCGCUUUUUUGCUGCUAGUGCUAUUUGAACUGACUGUACUUGCUUUGCUCGAAUUGCUGCUAAUCGAUAUGAUGUUGUCGUCUGUUUUGCGGAAAAAAGAGGACGUUGCUGGUGUUCUCGUUGCUGAAGUCAGUGGUGCUGUCAUAGUUGAAACUGUUCAUGUGACAAUGUUGCUGCAGUUGCAGUAUCAGUGGUUGGAGGAGCCCGAGGAGAAAAUGCUGAACAUGCUGUAUUGGUCGCUUCUGGUACUUUCAUGA
Peronospora matthiolae is the source of this 315-nucleotide messenger RNA. The record is from the annotation of a GenBank genome assembly. Lineage: Eukaryota; Oomycota; Peronosporomycetes; Peronosporales; Peronosporaceae.